UAUAUCAAUGCCUCAGUGCGGUCUGCAUUUGCUCAGGUGGAGUGUGAAUUGCUACCACAGCAGUUUAAUCAUCCAGGCAGACAGGAAAGGAAGAAAUUUCGAAAGAUGGGACUUCUGGCCUCCUUCUGUCUUGGCGUCCUAAUUGCUAGUCCUUUCCUCAGAGGUGUCGAAGGGGCCUGCUGCCCCAUGGACUGGUUGCCCUACCAAGGCAACUGCUACAGGCUCUUCACUGAGAAAGUGCGCUGGGCUGAUGCAGAGAUCGCCUGCAUAAACCACGUCCCUGGCGGCCACCUUGCCUCCAUCCACAGCCAAGCAGAAUCGGUUGUGCUGGCCAAGUACGUUGUGAACUAUCGCAAAGAUGAAGGUAAUGUCUGGAUUGGGCUGCGUGACCCCAAGAAGAACAGACAGUGGUUGUGGACAGAUCUAUCUUCGGCCAGCUAUAAGUCCUGGAAUGCUGGAGAGCCCAAUAAUAAAGACAACAAUGAGUACUGCGUUGAGCUUUGGUCUCAGUCAGGGUACAUGCGUUGGAACGAUGAGAACUGCCUGUCGUCACGUGCAUAUCUUUGCCAGUACACACUGUAGCAAGGGCAGCGGCUUCUCAUGGCCUCCAGUUCAGCAUCUGGGGAGGCAGGAUCAGGAAGACACGCCUUGCAGAUAAGGGAGCCUGCACUGAGAAAGGGACCAUUCUUGCAAGGACCCCAGAUCUACGCCCCUUUAUGAACCCUCCCUGUUGAUGGGCUGUGGGCUAAGUUGUUUAUGCCUCUUGGCUGUUGAUUAGCAUGUAUAACAUCAAAUAAACGUUGUACUCAUUU
Rhineura floridana is the source of this 812-nucleotide messenger RNA. Its product is annotated as C-type lectin lectoxin-Thr1-like. The transcript is spliced from 6 exons. The record is from RefSeq and is a predicted model, not a curated record. Lineage: Eukaryota; Metazoa; Chordata; Lepidosauria; Squamata; Rhineuridae. Bases 106 to 582 code for a protein of 158 amino acids. Gene Ontology annotation, molecular function: signaling receptor activity.